AUUAGUUGUAAGGAAUUUCUGAAAACCUUAUCGACAUCGAAAGUAUCGACAGUCGCACCACUAGCAUUUUGUUGUCAAACUUGUCAUUCAAAGGUCACCUUGAUGAAGUUCAUCUCUGACAGAUUCAAAUUCAAAAAGAUUUUGUAAUUCAGGUUUGGUGUCGGGGGAUAUUUAACCCUUCAGGAUGGAUGUGACGGCAACGCAAAGGUUUAUUGAGAGGGGGUCCCAUAAAGGGAAGGGGCUCGCAGUGUUUACGAGCGGAGGUGACUCCCAGGGCAUGAAUGCUGCGGUGCGUUCAGUGGUUCGAAUGGGUAUUUACUUGGGAUGCAAAGUAUACUUUAUUCGCGAAGGUUACCAGGGCAUGGUGGACGGAGGGGACAACAUUGAGGAAGCUAACUGGUCUUCUGUGAGCUCCAUCAUUCAUAAAGGAGGUACCAUUAUUGGUUCAGCCCGAUGCAUGGAUUUCAUCAAAAGAGAGGGUCGCCUGAAAGCUUCCUAUAACCUUGUUACUCGAGGCAUUACUAAUCUGGUCGUCAUCGGAGGUGAUGGAUCUCUGACUGGAGCUAACCUCUUCCGUCAGGAGUGGUCGAGCCUUCUUGACGAACUGCUGGAAAAUAAUAAGAUCACCAAAGAUCAAAGAGAGAAAUACAAAUUCUUGCACAUUGCAGGAAUGGUUGGUUCAAUUGACAAUGAUUUCUGUGGUACGGACAUGACCAUAGGCACGGACUCAGCUCUGCACCGGAUUAUCGAGGCUAUUGACGCCAUCGUGAGCACGGCAUACUCACAUCAAAGAACUUUCAUCAUGGAGGUCAUGGGUAGACACUGCGGUUACCUGGCCCUUGUGGCCGCUCUGGCGAGCGAGGCAGAUCAAGUAUUCAUUCCCGAGGACCCUGUUCCCAAUAAUUGGGUUGAAAAGCUUUGCAAACGAUUGACUCAGGAAAGGAAAUCGGGCCAGCGAUUAAACAUCAUCAUAGUGGCAGAGGGAGCCAUCGACCGCGAGGGCAAGCCCAUCACCGCUGAACUCGUGAAGAAAGUGGUCGUGGACAACCUGCAGCAAGACACGCGCAUCACUGUGCUGGGUCAUGUGCAGCGCGGAGGUUCGCCUUCGGCUUUCGACAGGAUUCUGGGUUGCCGCAUGGGAGCAGAGGCGGUGAUGGCGCUCAUGGAGGCCACCCCAGAAACCGAGCCGUGCGUGGUGACCCUGGACGGCAACCAGGCUGUACGCCUCCCCCUCAUGGAGUGCGUGCGACGCACUAAAGCGGUCGCUCAGGCCAUGGCAGACAAGAACUGGGACCUAGCGGUUCAGCUGCGUGGUCGCAGCUUUGCUCGCAAUUUGGAGACCUACAAGAUGCUGACGCGUCUAAAGCCUCCCAAGGAGGCCUUCGACGCCGCCGGAAAACCUGCCGAGGGCUAUACACUGGCAGUUAUGCACGUCGGCGCACCCGCGUGCGGUAUGAACGCGGCCGUGCGCUCUUUCGUGCGCAACUGCAUCUACCGCGGCGACACCGUGCUCGGCAUACACGAUGGCGUCGAGGGCUUCAUCAGCGGCAACAUCGUCAAGAUGGACUGGUCGGAUGUAACGGGCUGGGUGGCACAGGGCGGCGCGUUCCUGGGCACUAAGCGCACGCUCCCCGGGGACAAGAAGGCCGAGAUGGCCGCUCGCAUCAAGCAGUUCAACAUCCAGGGCUUAUUGAUCAUCGGUGGAUUUGAGGCGUACCAAGCAGGCUUGGAGCUAUACGAAUCCCGUCACCAAUUCGCCGAAUUCAACAUCCCCCUGGUGGUGAUCCCAUCAACCAUCAGCAACAACGUGCCCGGCACUGACUUCUCUCUAGGAGCUGACACAGCCCUCAACGAGAUCACUGAGAUCUGCGACCGCAUCCGCCAGUCCGCACAGGGUACAAAACGUCGUGUGUUCGUCAUUGAAACCAUGGGUGGAUAUUGCGGCUAUUUAGCUACCUUAGCAGGUCUAGCCGGUGGCGCCGACGCUGCCUACAUCUAUGAAGAAAAGUUCUCCAUCAAGGACUUGCAGCAAGACGUUUACCACAUGGCGUCUAAAAUGACGGGCGGCAUUCAGCGCGGUCUCAUCCUGCGUAACGAGAAGGCUAACGACAAUUACAACACUGACUUUAUCUACCGGCUCUAUUCGGAGGAGGGCAAGGGACUGUUCACAGCUAGGAGCAAUGUGCUGGGUCACAUGCAACAAGGCGGCUCCCCGACCCCGUUCGACCGCAACAUGGGCACCAAGAUGGCCGCCAAGUGCCUGCACUGGCUGGUGGAGACGCUGCAGCGCGGGCCCGCCACCGGCGCCGACACGGCCUGCCUGCUCGGCAUCGUCAAGCGCCAGUACAAGUUCACACCCCUCGAGGAUCUCAAGGCUCAGACCAACUUUGCCCAAAGAAUACCAAAGCAGCAAUGGUGGAUGAAACUGCGUCCCCUACUUCGUAUUCUGGCGAAGCACGACUCCACUUACGAAGAAGAAGGAAUGUACAUGACCGUUGAACAAGGAGAGAUUGACUCAGAAAAUGUCAUUUAAUUUUAUCUCAAUGGGAUUCGUAAUUCGAAUUUUCAAGUUUAGAACUUAGCUGCCACCGCGUCACCGAUACUAAGACUUAACACGCACUGCGAUUCAUUUCUUGCGGUUACAGAACCGCAAAAAUGUUAACAUACGACAUGCUUCAUAAGCGCACACACUACUUGCAGGACUGAAACCGCAAGAAAUUAAUCGCAGUGUGUUCUAAGCCUUACAGCUUUACAUGUAGGUAGAUGUGAAACUGUAGGAGACACACGCUGAUUAGUUUGUGAUUAUUAUUCAUAUAUUUCAAUGAGAUUCACUAGCAGAUAAUAGAUCAAUUUUACAGGAGUUAAUUAUGCGUAAAGUAUAAAAUAAAAUUACUCAUGAAACGGAUUGAAUUUAAUUAAGAUGUGUUUUACCAAAAUAUGGUAUAUCAAUUUUAUUUUAAGUAAGUACAAAUCACUUCACUCACUUGUAUUAUAAUUUAAUCAGUAACCACAGCGUAAUGAUUAACGAUUAAAAAUAGAUAACCAAACAAUGUUGAGCUGUGAAUUCAAACUUUACAAAUAUGAGGGCUGUGGAAAGACCGUGUAUUUUGCCGUUGACUUUGAUUACUAUUUCUUACGUAUUUUUUUUUUUACUGUUUAUUUUGAUACAGUAACAUAUUAUUUAAAAUUUAAUAAGCAUUACUAUGCAUGUGAAUCUAUCAAACCAUUUUAAUAUAAGUAUCAAUUUUGUAAUUUUUAAUAUUGUUAAAUCACAACUAAUCAAUUAUAAUAUCGAUAUUUAUUCGAGUGUAGUAACUUAAGGUUUUAAUGUGUAAUAGAAAAUAUAUAUUGAAAUUAAGUUUGCUAACAGUAUUUUUUUGAAAUUGUGAGGCGUUAUGAAUGUUCGUCGAUGAAUCGUUACUAUCGAUAGAGAUUAUUUAAUAUAGCAACCUAUAAAAUCAGAAAAACAGUAGGUAAAUGUUGUUAAAUUAUGUUACAUUUUAUAAUAAAUGUAUUUGGCUCUCA
This is a messenger RNA of Cydia pomonella (codling moth), 3525 nucleotides long. RefSeq names its product ATP-dependent 6-phosphofructokinase (gene Pfk). The transcript is spliced from 15 exons. Gene Ontology annotation, cellular component: 6-phosphofructokinase complex; cytoplasm. The record is from RefSeq and is a predicted model, not a curated record. Gene Ontology annotation, biological process: fructose 1,6-bisphosphate metabolic process; fructose 6-phosphate metabolic process; canonical glycolysis. NCBI's taxonomy places the organism in Eukaryota, Metazoa, Arthropoda, Insecta, Lepidoptera, Tortricidae. Gene Ontology annotation, molecular function: identical protein binding; monosaccharide binding; fructose-6-phosphate binding. The coding region runs from base 185 to 2533 and encodes 782 amino acids.